Messenger RNA from Ipomoea triloba (trilobed morning glory), 2047 nucleotides. Its product is annotated as probable serine/threonine-protein kinase At1g54610. The record is from RefSeq and is a predicted model, not a curated record. The transcript is spliced from 7 exons. Gene Ontology annotation, biological process: protein phosphorylation; positive regulation of transcription elongation by RNA polymerase II. Gene Ontology annotation, molecular function: ATP binding; RNA polymerase II CTD heptapeptide repeat kinase activity; cyclin-dependent protein serine/threonine kinase activity. Gene Ontology annotation, cellular component: cyclin-dependent protein kinase holoenzyme complex; nucleus. Lineage: Eukaryota; Viridiplantae; Streptophyta; Magnoliopsida; Solanales; Convolvulaceae. The coding region runs from base 299 to 2047 and encodes 582 amino acids.
CUGAAAAACUGACUUCCUUUUCAACGCCCUACUGUGCCAUACAUACUCUUCAUUUUUAUUUUGGAUUAAUUUGUGUAUUUAGAUAUAUUUAAUUUAAUGUGUAUAGAUAUGAUAUGAGCAAUAAAAUUGUUUGUUUAUGUCUGUGAUGAAAGAAGAGCUAAGCUGUAAUAAAUGCAGUAGCAAAACCAGUUACUGUAUUCAUCUACCCAGUUUUGGAUUCUUCUAUUUCGCUCAUCAAUUUCUCAUGACCAAAUUCGCCCCUGCUUCGCAUUUCAGCUAAGUUUUUAGCUCAUUCAUUAUGGGGUGCGUUCUCGGAACCACAGCCGCCGGAGAAUCUCGCCGGAAUGACAAAGAGCGCCGUACAUCUCACUCCGCUAGGGUUAGCAAGGACGGUGAGAAGACUGCAACUAGGAUCGCUCAACCUCCUGGUCCGCCCGAUGACCGCCGGAAUCCUAGGCGGCAGCAUCAGCAGCCGCCGCCUCCUCCUCCUCAGGAGCUUUGCAAUCUCAGCAGCUUUGCCCCCAACUCCGCCACCAAUCAACAGGGCUGGCCGUUGUGGCUCGUCGACGUCGCUGGAGAUGCCAUCAAAGAUUGGACUCCACGCCGAGCCAACACGUUCGAGAAGCUAGAUAAGAUUGGGCAAGGGACGUAUAGCAAUGUAUAUAAAGCGAGGGACUUAAUAACUGGGAAGAUAGUGGCAUUGAAGAAGGUUAGGUUUGACAACUUGGAGCCAGAGAGUGUGAAGUUUAUGGCAAGAGAAAUACUAGUGCUGAGAAAGCUGGACCAUCCCAAUGUCAUCAAGCUUGAAGGUUUGGUGACUUCAAGAAUGUCAUCCAGUCUUUACCUUGUUUUUGAGUACAUGGAACAUGAUUUGGCUGGCCUAGCUGCUGUUCAAGGUGUCAAGUUCACUGAGCCCCAGGUUAAAUGCUAUAUGAAACAAUUGCUUUCUGGACUUGAGCACUGCCACAACAAUGGCAUCCUACAUCGUGACAUAAAGGGCUCCAAUUUACUCAUUGAUAAUGAGGGCAUUUUAAAAAUUGCUGAUUUUGGAUUAGCCUCGUUUUAUGAUCCUGAUAGCAAGCACCCCAUGACUAGCCGUGUUGUAACCCUCUGGUACCGGCCCCCUGAACUUCUGCUUGGAGCUACUUACUAUGGUGUAGGUGUUGAUCUGUGGAGUGCUGGCUGCAUUUUGGCUGAGUUACUUGCUGGGAAGCCAAUAAUGCCAGGACGUACAGAGGUUGAGCAACUCCACAAAAUAUUUAAAUUAUGUGGUUCUCCUUCUGAAGAAUAUUGGAAGAAAUCCAAGUUACCAAAUGCUACACUUUUUAAACCACAGCAACCUUAUAAACGCUGUACAAAAGAGACCUUCAAGGAUUUUCCAUCCUCUUCAUUACCUCUGAUAGAAACUCUUCUUGCAAUUGAUCCUAAUGAGCGAGGCACUGCCACUGCAGCUUUGCACAGUGAGUUUUUUACUACUGAGCCAUAUGCUUGUGAGCCCUCAAGCUUACCAAAAUAUCCUCCAAGCAAGGAAAUGGAUGUAAAGCUGAGGGAUGAAGCAGUGAGAAGGCAAAGAGGUGCAAGUGGAAAAGCCCAUGGAAGCCAUGUGGCUGAUGGAACCAGAAAAAUAAGAGUUCGAGACAGGGUUAGCCGAGCGAUUCCAGCUCCUGAAGCUAAUGCAGAGCUUCAAGCAAAUUUAGAUAGGUGGAAAGUGAUGACACAAGCUAACGCCAAGAGCAAGAGUGAAAAAUUUCCUCCGCCACAUCAAGAUGGAUACAUUGAUGCACCAUAUAAUGGCCCUUUAUCAUUUGGUGCACCUGAUACUUCUUUUGCUUCGUCAAAUUUUGAUGUGAAGUCAUUGCAAACCCUUAAAACUACCUCAGCUAUGGCUGGGACUUCAAAGCGGAGGAAAAAUAAGGGAGAAGAGCCUCAUAUGGCUCCUUCAAGGAAGCUCAUCCAUACAUUCCUUCCAUCUUCUGUCAGGCUGUCAUUGGAUCUGAGACUAAGGAGUAGAGCAUCAAUCUCAGAGAACUUUGGCCACUCAAGGUAG